Messenger RNA from Oreochromis niloticus (Nile tilapia), 1601 nucleotides. It is a transcript of the gene lin7b, whose product is annotated as lin-7 homolog B (C. elegans). Lineage: Eukaryota; Metazoa; Chordata; Actinopteri; Cichliformes; Cichlidae. The record is from RefSeq and is a predicted model, not a curated record. Gene Ontology annotation, molecular function: protein binding. The coding region runs from base 423 to 1037 and encodes 204 amino acids. The transcript is spliced from 7 exons.
UUCAAAGCACAUGUAGCAGUGCUCGUAUUAGCCUUUCAGCUGGAUGAUAAAUAUUAAAAACGCCCAUUAGGCAAUAGCAGAUACUGACAGUGUGUGAGAGAUGUCCUUCGUGUCAGUGAGUGGAGCACAUGAGUCCUGCGUAGAUGACAUCGCUCCUCCGCGCACUGAAGCCGCAGCUGGAGGAGAGCUGCUGCGUCAGGUUCUAGUCUCGGGGCUGCACUCACGAUGCUAAGCAGGCCGUGGGCAACGAUGGGCCACGCACUGCUGUGAACAACAUUAAUCGGUCAUACGCGGUGUUUGUUGGAUCAGUGUGCAGCGAGUCCGCGAUGAUGUCCUCGUACUACCACCCGGCUAAAGAAGCAGACAUGGCGGCCAUGACAGAACCACUGUGCCUGGAGAGAGAGCUGUGAGCCUCUGUAGUUAUGGACAUCUUUUUUUCAUAUGUAUGCAGGGUGAUCGAGCUGCUGGACCGACUGCAGCGGACUGGUGAGCUGCCUCCUCCCAAACUGCAGGCCCUGCAGAGAGUCCUACAGAGCAAGUUCUGUGCUGCCAUUAGAGAGGUUUAUGAGCAGCUCUAUGACACUCUAGACAUUGUUGGAGGACCAGAGGUGCGAGCCCAGGCAACAGCCAAGGCCACAGUGGCAGCCUUUGCAGCCAGUGAGGGGCACGCCCACCCACGGGUGGUAGAACUGCCCAAGACAGAAGAGGGGCUGGGCUUUAACAUCAUGGGUGGAAAAGAGCAGAACUCACCCAUCUAUAUCUCAAGAGUUAUCCCUGGAGGAGUGGCUGACCGCCAAGGUGGGCUGAAGAGAGGAGACCAGCUACUUUCUGUCAAUGGUGUGAGUGUUGAAGGGGAGCACCAUGAAAAGGCUGUUGAGCUGCUGAAGGCUGCACAGGGAUCAGUCAAGUUGGUGGUCCGCUACACCCCGAAGGUGCUGGAGGAAAUGGAGGCUCGCUUUGAGAAGAUAAGGAGUGCCCGGAGACGACAGCAGCACACCAGCUACUCGUUAGUCUACAGUCAGCAUGUUUCUAUGUGAUCUCUAGAAUCCAGAGGCUAACUAGCCCAACAUUUUCAUCUAAUUUAUCAUCCAGACGUCCCGAUUCUUCUGUUCCAGCAGGAAGAAAGACCAUGGAUGGAAGCAAAGAAGUAGUCAACCAACAGCUGUUACCUGAGCUGAAGCAUUGAAAGCUGCAGUUUAAGAUCCUCUUGCCACUUUCUUAGACGAGUGAAAAAGUGCUGAGCUAGCUUGUAGUCAGAACGUGCCUGUAAAUUUCUUUUCCCACAGUGAUGUCUUCCUGAGCAUCCUGUUACAUAAGGCCAAAAUAUUCUCUCUAGUGUGUAGCUUAAUCAGAAUCUAAACUGCACAUCCUCAAGUGUUUUAUAGUACACUGCAUUUCUGAUUAGAGUCCACAUUCUGCAGGAGACCUCAGCAGCAGAAGAAAACAUUUCCCAAGAUAGACCCAGAUAGAAGGCUAAGUGUUGGCAUUUGUGAAUGGCUUGUUCAAUUUUGUGAAACUGUUGACAUUUUUUUGUAUUUUAUUCUUUGUCUAUAUAUUUAUUUGCAAAUUCCCCAUGAAUUAAAGUCAGUGUAAAAUUCAUA